CUACGUUGGCCCACCUCUGCAUGCCUAAUUUAUCUUGGCCUUAUAAAUACUGAAUCAGAGAUAACACAUUCACCACACUCUGGAGCGACAUCCAAGGAGUGAGGUCUUGGUUUUUACUUGAAAAGGGUAAUGAGAUAGGGCUCAAGACAUUAGCACAAGGGACAGGAGAGUGGAGAAACAAAUAUUAUUCUUGAUUUCUCGAUUGAAGCGCAGGGUACAGGCGAAUAAAGAAAAGAAAAUUCCUGUCAGUGCUGCGGAUCCCGGGAAGCAAACAGAUUCAACAUGGCCGCCUUGAAGGAGAAGAGGACUUGUGGGCAGCGUUGCGAAGACUUUGGCCACUUUGUGUGGAACUCAGAGAAUGGAACACUUAUGGGAAGAACACCAGAGAAAUGGGUGUACAUCAGCCUGUAUUAUGUGGCCUUCUAUGUGGUGAUGACAAGCCUCUUUUCUCUGGCCAUCUGGGUGCUCAUGUAUACCCUGGAUCCGUAUGCUCCGGAUUACCAAGACCGGCUAAAAUCUCCGGGUGUAAUGGUGUGGCCCGACAGUUAUGUAGAUGAGAAGAUUGAAAUCACCUACAACAUAUCGGACAAGAAAUGCUGGAUGGAGAAGACCAACAUACUCCAUACCUUCCUGAAGCCGUACAAUGACACCAAGCAGCAUGAAUGUAACUACCACAACUGCACGAAGGGAAAGUACUUCAUCCAGAAGGACUUCCAUGCCCCGCACCACACCAAGUGGGCGUGCCCCUUCACCCAAAGCAUGCUGGGACCCUGCUCAGGACUUGACGACCCAACCUUCGGCUACAACAGCAGCAUGCCUUGUAUCAUCAUUAAGAUGAACAGGAUCAUUGGCUUUUUGCCUUCUAAUCACACUGAGAGUCCUCCAUAUGUCAACUGCACCACACUGGAUGGACAUGACAGUGUGGCGAAAAUGGAGUAUUUCCCUAACAAAGGAGUUAUGGAUCUCUCUUACUUUCCGUAUUACGGAAAUCUGGCACAACCUACCUAUGUCAACCCGUUGGUGGCUGUUCGGUUCUCCCUGGUUGGAGAGAGAAAGGCGAAGAUCCAGUGCCGAGUGGUCGCUGACAUGAUCACCUUCGAACACUUCCAUUUACCCUAUGAGGGAAAAGUCACCUUCACUAUUACACAACAGAAAUGAGGAAAGCAGAUAAAGGCAGACAACCCUGUAAUCAUCAAACAACUCAGUUUCAAAGGAGUAGGUGUCUACAGAUCAAUACUGACUAUUUUUUAUGUAAC
Scomber japonicus (chub mackerel) is the source of this 1256-nucleotide messenger RNA. RefSeq names its product potassium-transporting ATPase subunit beta-like. Gene Ontology annotation, cellular component: sodium:potassium-exchanging ATPase complex. The record is from RefSeq and is a predicted model, not a curated record. The coding region runs from base 283 to 1158 and encodes 291 amino acids. Gene Ontology annotation, biological process: sodium ion export across plasma membrane; intracellular sodium ion homeostasis; potassium ion import across plasma membrane. Gene Ontology annotation, molecular function: ATPase activator activity. NCBI's taxonomy places the organism in Eukaryota, Metazoa, Chordata, Actinopteri, Scombriformes, Scombridae. The transcript is spliced from 7 exons.